Molecule: messenger RNA, 573 nt
Organism: Salvia hispanica
Lineage: Eukaryota; Viridiplantae; Streptophyta; Magnoliopsida; Lamiales; Lamiaceae
Source: RefSeq, a predicted model, not a curated record
AUGGAUGAUUUAUGGAAUGAAGCAUGGGAUUCUUUGAUUCAAGAGGUGCAGAGGGAAGCCGACGAGGAGGAUGAGGCGGCGGCGGCGGAAUUGGCGGCGGCGGCGAUCCCUCGUUCGAACAACGACAUCAACGUUCUGCAGUCGUCGCCUAUCUUCAAUGAUGAGUGCCGGGGAGAGGGUCCAGAGAUCAGUUUUGUAGCAAAUGGCACGCAGUAUCGCAGGGGAUACUAUUUGGCAGAUGGAAUAUACCCUCGUUGGCCCGUAUUCGUCAAGACACUUCGCCAACCGGCUGGAGCGAGGAGACAAUAUUUUGCGCGAAAACAAGAGGCCGCUAGGAAAGAUGUUGAGCGAGCUUUUGAAGAUGAAGGAUUUGCUGCAGAACGUUGGGCACCGGAAGAUGGUGCAAGUACAAGUCACGGCGUUGCCUCCGCGCCGAUACAGAUGGGUGUACCACGUAGUAAUGAAUAUCUGAUCCAACGUUUCGCUGAUAUACGCAGGAGCACAACACAUGACCAACUCCAGGUCGAUUUGAUUGAAGAGGUAUGGGCAUGUAGGGGAGGCGGCGUAGCGUGA